GUGUACUUUAAUGUUGUUCCGUCAAAUUGUUGCAAUUAAAAGAGAUCUAAAACGUUUUUAUCCUUUGUCGAAUUUCAAGCACAUGGGAAAGUAGAACUGAGAAGUAAUAUUUUAUAAGUGGCUAAAUAAUUGUGAAUUCGUUUAUUGAAGUAGUGAUUGGAUGAUGAACACUUCUCUCAUAAAGUAAUAAUUGAAAAGUAAACAAAGUUGAAUUGAUAUAACAUUGCAAGUUGUAAUAAAACGAUGUUUUACAAGCCACUGAAUCGUCAAGUCUUACGAGCAUUAUAAAGUUUGAAAAUGGAUUGUUUCUAUAAAUGAAACUCCACAUGUGUCAACUGUGAGCCGAGGUAAAAAUGACGUCCAUGAUGGAACAUAUGAACGACUUCAGGAGAGAAUACGGCUUCAUUCUGCAGCCUAAGAUAAAUACAAGUGACACUGGUUUGCCUUUAUGUUCGUACAAUGGAACAAAUGAGACAUAUUUAAAUACGUCGAAUUGUUCUUUAGACGGGCACUUGCUGCGAGCAAUCACCGAUGGAAGCCUUUCACACACACCUUCAGCUGCCCAAUAUUUCUUCACGUAUUUCACUCCUGUGAUAUUUAUGAUCGGAAUAUUUGGAAACCUGCUGUGUUUAAUUGUCUUCACGUCAAAGAACAUGCGUAAAUUGUCAGCAAGCAUCUAUCUUGCAGCACUCUCGACUUCAGACUUAAUGGCGCUCUUUUUCUAUGUUCUUCCGGAAUGGCUAAAGCACGGACUUACGUCACUUCCUGGACACCAUACCGCUAUAUUCUUACAACAGCCGGGAACCUGUCAGAUAAUGUUAUAUCUACAGUACAUUGCUAGAUUUUUGUCCUCUUGGUUGGUUGUGUUCUUCACGAUUGAGAGAUUUAUAGGAGUAUGUUUUCCACUUCGCAGGAAAGAUAUUUGUGACCCUAAAUCUGCCUCAAGAGUUAUCCUUGUUGCGAUAAUAGUAGCAUCAACUGGCUGUGUGUUCAAACCAAUAUUAAGUGGUUCAUACACAGCGGUGAAUGGCGAUCCAUUGUGUACUAGUGAUCCGGAACAUAAAUACCUGUCAUUCGUUUUAGACAGUAUUUUUGGGGUUACCAUUACAUUCAUACCAUUUGUGUUGAUCACAGUGCUAAAUCUAUUAAUAAUACGCAAGCUUGUACUGAGAAACAGGCGACAUCGAAAAAUAAGAAUAAUCACCGAAGAGUCAAUAAUUCGAUUGGAGUUUACAUUCAUUCUACUUGCCAUAUCGAUUUGUUUUGUUUCAUUGAACUUACCAUAUUUUGCUAUAUGGUGUAAAAGCUAUUGGAUAUACAAGCAGAUGUUCGACUAUUCGAUACCAACACCAAAAGACCAUGACACCAAUAUUGGUGACUUGGAUGACAUUUUACACGUUACGCGAACGAUAUUUUACAUCAACUACUGCAUCAACUUUUUUCUUUACUCCAUAACCGGAGCCUAUUUCAGAAAGGAGCUAAAACACCUUUUUCUUCACAGAGAACGAGGAUAUAAGUACAGUCACCACUGCUCGGCUUACUAUUCUAGAUCGAACUCGCACUCGACGCCACAGUCAUGGGUAUGACUAGGCCGGGUGCGCAGGUCACAUGAUGGCUUGCACAUGAAUGUUGGAUUAAGACGUUAUUCGGCUAGUCACGGGUAUGGUUAGAACAAGUGAAAAACGACUUUGUCUUUAUUUUGUACUUGAUCACUUGUAAAAUACUCAUGUUUCUUUUACUGAUUAGGGAUGUAUUUUCUCACUUGGGUUAAUCAUUUACAGAAUGUCAAGUACCAUUUAUAAAUAAUCAAACUCUUUACAUCUUUUUGUUGUGGAAAAGCAAUACAUAAACUUUCACCAAUAUGUCUUGAAGUACUUAAAUUUAGUAUGCGUCUUAAAACGCAAGUCUACAUAUAUGUGAUAAUAACAUUUCAAAAUAACAGCAAUUGUUACAUCGAAUUAUGCAAUGGUACCUUAAUGCCUCGGCCUAUAUCUGAAAGUCGCAAAAUACGCAACAAUUGUCUGUUUGAAAUUGCUUUUUUUGAUAUGUGACGUUUCUCUGACAUGAUUUUUUUUGCAAUUUAAACCCGUUAUGUUCAACAUAUUUUGGAAGGAGUAAAACAUUCCGGAAAUAUGUUUUAAGAAGGAGGAAUGAAAUUAUUUUUGUGAAAAGAGGUUUUUCAGGAUUUUACACUUUUUGUGAUUUUCUAAUGUAAGACAUGAAUUCUAAAUAAGUCUGUGAGUUCAUGAACAUUUUCACAGUAGUAACGGAACCUGUAUGAUUGUAGUUUAAUAUGAGAGAAAAUGUAUCAUAUAACUGUAAAUAUGUAGAUACUGACUUUCCUAGUGUAUGUAUGAUAUGCUCAAAAAGUUUACUAUUUUUUCAAUUUUUGACAGGUCACUGGUUUUCUUUUUUAUUGUAAUUAUUUCUGCUAAACAUACACACUAUUAACUUCUAAUAGCAUACCACAUCUAGGAAAUAUUUUCGCCUGUAAGACAAAUUGUUGCGUUCGAAGAAUUGUUAAGUGGAGAUAUCGCGAGAUUGAUCAAUGGAACAAAUCGUCCCAAGUUUAUUCAUAUUCCAUACAGUUUGAAAUAAAGUAAAAAUUUGGAGAUUAUCUGGUCGCAAGACAUAUACUAGUAUUUUGAACUUGUAACUGAAGUACUGUUGCACGGAAUCAAAAUUCUUGUUAAGGAUAAUCAAUGCGUAUCUUUCAUUACAAAACACUUUCUUUAGAUUUUGCUAAAUAUAACUGCUGGCUAAUUAUGUAAAUCUGCUUUAAACUUUAAAGCUUUCUUUCUUAUGCAUAGAUGCAUAGUAAUAUAUACUUUAUAGCUGUAUCAGAUUUAGCACAAUGUUUAUUAUUGUGAUACAGAAGGGUCACUUUAGUUUCAGUUAUAUCAUUAGGCAACUGGAUUUUUCACUGUAAUGUUUGAAGAAUGGUAUUAACAACGCCCAGACAACAACCUAAUUUCGGAUAAAGGAUGUUCAGCUUAAUAAAUAUAAGAUAUCACAUGUCUUCAGUUUAGACGUCUGGUUUUGUACAGCACAACGUUCAUUUGUGUAAACGUUUUAUUUAAUUCUACUUUGCGAUUAUAUUUGUACUUGACUUUAUGGCCAGUCAGUUGUUUUCAUAUAUGUAUGUUGAACCUUUGUAAUAUGCUAUAUGUAUGGUUAUCGUUUAAUAAUAUGUAAAAUCACGUCUACUCUAGAUCUGAUGCAAUGUGUUCAUGACCAUUUUACAUUUCAAUUCUUAUUACAAAAUAUGAAACUAAAUGUUUACGCUAAUUAAUAAGUGUUCAUUUGUAUUUGAUGUUAACCCAACAUAUCUUCAUUUAAAAGUUUAUGAUAUGUGACUGAUAUUUUUGUAUAUACCUGUAUGUAAGAUACUGUUGGAGGUCAGUUUUUUUUUUGUUUUUAUAUAAGGGUGAAAUAACAGCACAGUCUGUCACUGAUUUUGUAUACAGUUUUAAUCAUUAUGGAUUAAGGUUUGUUGUAGGGAAACGGGGAUUCUAGUAGUAAGGACUAAAUGCAUGUUAAUCCCAGUGUUGUAGGGACUGAAUGCACUGUAUAUGGAUAACUGUGGAUACCAGAAAAGUAAAGACUAAGUGACAUAUAUGUGAAUCAAUGUGGAUCCUAGUGAAGUAAGGACUGAUUGACUAAAUGGAUUAAUUUUGAUCAUGGUGUAUUACGGAUUGUAUGAUAUGUAUGUGGAUUACCAUGGAUCCUAGUGUAGUAAAUAUUGAAGGACAUGUCAAUGUAUAAACGUGGAACCCAGUAGUAGUGUCUGAAUGUCAUAAAUAUAUGGAUAAAUGUUGAUUCUUGUAGUAAGAACUGACUGGUGUUGAUGUGGAUAAUUGUGUACACGCUUUUAGUAUAACGCCAAAUGCAAAGGAUACGAAUUACAAAAGACAGCCAAAUUUAUCCAAACACACUUUGCAGUAGGGAUAAUUAUUCAAUUUACAGUAAGCUUUUUUCACGAAAAAAAAGAAAGAAAAUCAAAUCAAUAAAAAUGAUUCUGUAUUAGAGUUGAGUGCUUUGCAUAAGGGUACCCUUAGGCAUAAGGGUAAUUAAACCCUUAGACAAUCUAACAUAUUUUAAGUGUACUGCCCUGUAAAAAAUAUGUAUAUACAUUGCACAUAAUGAUGCAAUAUUGUAUAUUUUCAGCUUACGCAAGAACGGAUCGUUAUGGUGCACUUUCUAACUCAAAACCAACAUGUGUUCGCUCGAGUUAUGUGGGUUUUUGUUAAGUGGAACAUCAAUAUUUUUGUCAACAAAUCAUAACUUGUCAGACAUCCUUUUUAGUUUUACCGCCCAUAAGAUUCUAGAAUUUUCAUUGGUUAAAAUGUAGCCACGUGGUAACCCCCUAUAUAUUUCUGUGAAUGGUCAGUUGAUUUUCAUGUCGAUCUAGGCUAUAAAUAAGUGAUCGAUAAAACAAAUCAAUGAUAUGGUUUGUUAGUGACGACUCGGUGCCCAUUUAUUAUACAGACCCAGUUAUUUCCAUGGAGAGUCACUUAGAGACCACAAAAAUAAUACUAAAGUAAUAAUACGUUUUACAAUGUAAUAUGUAUAUAUUUAUAGAAGCUAACCUAGUAAUCAAAAAAUAGAAUUUGAAUACAUCUCUAUGGUUUUAAUGUCAGUUAAUAAAUGUUUUUAUAAUGACCGUGUUCGAAAACUUAACUCGUCAAACUUUCGUGAGGUGUAACAGAAAGACUGCUGUUGUGGCAUUGUAUAUGGCGAAGUAACUACAUGCAACAAAACCUUUAGUAAGGCAUCCUGAAUCUUAAUUGUUGACAUUUAAUGGUUUAUUUUAUUGCCAUCCGUCAUUUUCAUCAAUUGGAAUCUUGUAUUAUAGUUUUUAAAGUCUAUCUGACAUGUCCACAUGUUUUACAAAAUCAAAUAUGAAAAUGAACUUCAUAUGUAAGUUAAGGGUCUCUGUAAAUAAUAAAUUAACCCAAACAUGUAUUAUUAAGAUUUUAUGCUAUUUUAAACGGUAUUUCGUACUGUAGUUGCCGUACAGUGUUGAAACAUAUACAGGGUUAUGGUUUGAAAAAAUUGGAUCGUUGAUUUUAAAGAAGAAUAGGGACAAUACAUGUAUAGUAUAUUGAGGCUUUUACCACACAAUAACAAAUUGAAAUAUUUUAUAAAAAUAAAAAGAAAGCUCUAUCUAAAAUGCACUUAUUUUGGUAACUUUUCCUCUUCAAUAAUUGCAUUUUAUGCAUUUUGAUCUAGUAUGUUGUAUCAUGUUAUUUCACGUUAUUUUCGUGUGAUUAUCGACCAAAUAAAUAUUGUUUGAACUUUUCACAUUGUUAUUCCAAUAAACAAAGAGUCUGUGAUAAAGAUGUAUAGAUAUAUCUUGUAAACAAUUUCCAGUUUGUAGGAAUGAUAUUCACUAAUAAGGCUUAAAUACUGAUAGGGCAAAGUUCACACGUAUAUACGCCGACGCUUGUACUAAACAGCAAUGAUAUGUAACCGUUAUAUAUGUACUGUUUAAUAUGAUAUCAUUAAUAAAAUUGUUAAUCAUCA
Mercenaria mercenaria is the source of this 5526-nucleotide messenger RNA. RefSeq names its product C-C chemokine receptor type 3-like. Gene Ontology annotation, molecular function: G protein-coupled receptor activity. Bases 354 to 1586 code for a protein of 410 amino acids. Gene Ontology annotation, biological process: G protein-coupled receptor signaling pathway. Lineage: Eukaryota; Metazoa; Mollusca; Bivalvia; Venerida; Veneridae. Gene Ontology annotation, cellular component: plasma membrane. The record is from RefSeq and is a predicted model, not a curated record. The transcript is spliced from 3 exons.